AUGGAAUCUACUUUAAAUUCUUUAUUGAAUGCAAAUUCUUCAGUUUUACCUGCUUAUGUUGAGUUGGCCAAAGCAUCAGCAAUGAAUAGGCAUUGGGAAACAAUGGCUGAAAUUUGUCAAAAGGCAGCUCUUAUUCAGAGUGAUUGUUUGCCAAUACUUCUUUUAGAUUUUAUUUAUUCCUAUUUAAUACUUGGUGAUAUCCAAGGAGAACAAAUACUUGCUGAAUUUGUUGAUGCAAUGCUUUUAACUGAAGCAAGCAACCAAAGUCUAUUUCUUCGAAUUGGAAGUCUUUUGGCCUCUAUUGCUUUAGAUAGGAGAAAUAUUACUACUCAGGCGAAGAGAUUGGUUGAUGCUGCACUCGGAAUCCGUCAGAACAGUCAAGCCCUUCUCCUUAAAAGCAGUCUUUCAUUAGCAGAAGGGGAUAUAAGACAAGCUUCUCAAUUAGCUUUACGUGCAGUCGAAUCAGGUAGUAAUAUUGAAAAUGAGAAAGGAUUAAAUAAUGAGGAUAACCAAAAUGGGGAAAGGGCCGUUCUGACAAUGAUACGUUGUCAAUUAGCUGAACAACAAAAUGAUAAACAAUUAAAAGAAAUAAAUCAACAAUUGGAAUUUUUACAACAAACACAUUCUGAUGUUAAAGAACAAUCACUAUUCCACUUCCUUCUAGCAUUAUUAGCCAAACGUGAAAAUAAACCGGAUGAACAAGUCUUUUCACAUUUAAAUAUAGCUGUAGAUGUUCACUUUGCUUAUAAUCAAGUAAAUAAUUUUUAUUUUGAUUUCAUUAUUUAUUUACAGUAUACAAUCUUCUCUGAAGAGAAUUUAAUCUCUUUGAAUCCAUCCAUUUUAGUGGAAAUAGCCGAAUUAAUAUUAAAAUCUGCCGAUUCUGUUGGGAUUCCAGCUAUCAGAGUAGCUGAUCGUAUUUUAAGUAUUGUUCAUCAAAACUGUCCAGGCAAACAAUUUUUUAUUUAA
Molecule: messenger RNA, 966 nt
Organism: Meloidogyne enterolobii
Lineage: Eukaryota; Metazoa; Nematoda; Chromadorea; Rhabditida; Meloidogynidae
Source: the annotation of a GenBank genome assembly